This is a messenger RNA of Arachis ipaensis, 501 nucleotides long. RefSeq lists its product as uncharacterized. The record is from RefSeq and is a predicted model, not a curated record. NCBI's taxonomy places the organism in Eukaryota, Viridiplantae, Streptophyta, Magnoliopsida, Fabales, Fabaceae.
AUGCCGAAGAACUUUGUGUUGCCCACCGCCCUCAAGGCAUAUGAGGGAUUCAGAGAUCCCCACGUCCACAUUAAGAAAUUCCAAUCCAUGAUGUUCUUUAAUGGUGCCUCUGAACCUAUACUUUGCCGAGAUUUUCCUACUUUUCUAGAUGGUGAUGCAUUACUUUGGUUUUCUAAGUUGCCUGCAGGUUUAAUCUCCUCUUUUGAAGAGCUGGGCCGAUCUUUCAUCGACUAUUUUGGCGCUUCAAGGAUAUAUGUACAUGGAUCAGACUACCAAAGUACCAUCAAACAAGGGCAACAUGAGAGUCUAAAAGAUUAUAUGACGUGGUUUUCCAAGGCAACCAUGGAAAUCCUAAAUUUAAGCCCAGAAGUCCACUUACACACUCUCAAAAGUGGUCUCCACCCUGGGAAGUUUCAAGAAACAAUAGCUGUUACCAAAAUGAAAACAUUGGCAGAAUUUCGGGAAAAGGCAGAUGGUCAAAUGGAAAUCGAGGAACUCUAA